Messenger RNA from Colletotrichum orchidophilum, 2628 nucleotides. Its product is annotated as fungal specific transcription factor domain-containing protein. The record is from RefSeq and is a predicted model, not a curated record. The transcript is spliced from 4 exons. Gene Ontology annotation, molecular function: DNA binding; zinc ion binding; DNA-binding transcription factor activity, RNA polymerase II-specific. Gene Ontology annotation, biological process: DNA-templated transcription; regulation of DNA-templated transcription. Bases 1 to 2628 code for a protein of 875 amino acids. NCBI's taxonomy places the organism in Eukaryota, Fungi, Ascomycota, Sordariomycetes, Glomerellales, Glomerellaceae.
AUGGACGACACAGAUACCGCGAGAAAUGCUGCGAGCAGAGCGGGCUCUGCAGAAGUGAAGGCCGAAUCACCAGGCUCGAACACCACCGCCGCCGCCGCCACGGUUAACACCAAAAGUCAGUACCACCACCAACAGUCAGCGCCGCCCAAGCGGACAGUAUGCGAUCACUGUCGACGGAGAAGAAUUCGCUGCGAUGGCAAGUUCCCCUGUGAGCAAUGCGUACACGCUUCACUCACCUGCAAGCGCGAACAUGUCCCCAAGAAGAGGGGACCGAAGCGCGGCCAUGGGCGGGUCAUAAAUGAGUUGCGCGCAAGGGAGUCGUCCCAAACAAAGCUGCAACGACCUCAAGUUCAAAAAUCUUUCAAUGCAGAAACUGCGCUCGAGAGUCCAACAGACGUCGACAUUGGGAUGAGCGGUAGCGACCUCGGCGAAGCGACAUCUCAACAUUCAUCCAACGCGUCCGCAGCAUCGACCCCGCCGAGCUUCUGGGCCGCCGUCACCUCGAAUCCGGGACAUGGCAAUGUGCCGGAACCCGGAGGCAUGUUCUCGAGCGACGAACUACGACCGAGAACGAGGAGCUACUUCCACAUGAUCCCCCAGCUGGUCGAGCUAUACUACGAGCACAUUUACCCCAUCAUGCCACUCAUUUAUAUGCCGACCGUCCGCGAAACGAUAAACCGACCCAUGGCGCCCAGUGAAAAGAAUCUCAUCUACGCCCUGUGCGCGCUGACGUCGAUGCACAUGUCUGGUAAAAGCAUCGGUGCACCUGGACCUACGUCCUGGGAAGUUGUCGGCCGCUUCUUCCUGGACGAGACCAUUUCUACGAGGCAGACGUACGACUUCCUCGAGGAUUUGUCCCUGUCCGCAGUGAUUUCUUCGUUUUACCUGAGCACAUCCUUCUUUGAGAUCAACCAAUCGCGCAAAUCGUGGUACUACUUGCGGGAGGCGUUGACCAACGCGCAGGACCUCGGGCUGCAGGACGAUUCGACGUACUAUGGACUCAGUUGUGAGGAAACACUAUGCCGACAAAGAGUGUUUUGGAUCCUCUUCGUUACGGAAAGGUCCUUUGCGAUCCUCCGCAAUAAACCGAUUACAUUCAAGAGAACGCCGUCGCUACCAACAACACGGCAUCCUUACGAGGGACCAGACAUUCAUGCCGGCUUCCUUCAGCUCGUUUCAUCCUACACUCCGCUGGACGAAUCGUUCGUGACAGCGUGGAAUGAGGGGUCCGAUCCCCGCAUCAGCGCAACAACGUUUUUGGCCCUGCAAAACCUUCUCUCCCUCCCUCCCGCGUUCCUUCGCCCACAUGGGCGAUCAUCACCAACCCAGCCUCAUGGGCAAUUGCUGGGUUCCUACGGGGCAACAUCAGCCUCGAGAGAUGCCAACGCACCAGAGCCGACAGAUAUCCAAAAGGCAGACCUACUUAUCACACAACAAUGGCUUCGUCUUAUUGUUUGGCAGUCAUCUAUGAGGCAGGGCCUUCUCAGUUGGACUGACCCGGCCGACUCGGGAGGUGGGGUGUCGUCAGGCAGCGGCGUCGGUGGCGGGAACAGCAUGUGUUUCUCUUUUCCUCUAACAGUUGCGCGCGACACGGCUUCGAUUCUAUCGAGCUUACCCAGUAAGGCUGUUGAAGUACACGGGAUGGGCAUCAUGGAGAAGAUUUUUGAAAUCGGAACAUGGUGCGUUAAUGUGUUGGGAGCGUGCGAGAGUGUUGGCUUCUCGACAACCAUGGACUUCACAUCAGGCGACAUGGGCGUGCUGGGCAGCGGUCGUAAGGGGGCAAGUCUGGAUCCGAUUGAGUUCUUCGUGCGAACACUGAGCGCGAGCGACAACUCCCGAAAACAGUUCGCUGAGAAGCUGCUUACCGCUGCUGGCGAGAACCCAGGCAGUAUGAGAACACAACUUAGCCCCGCCAUGUCUGGGAUGAGUUCAGCCGCCGCAGCAAUGAUUGCCGCGGGUCAGGCGCACCCCUUAAUGGAACAAGGCUGGGGACAACAGCAACAAAGAGGCAGCGUUGUAGGCGAAGUGUUUGACGACAGCGAAGAGAACAGUGGCAAUAACCAACAGCAACAACAACGACAACGACAACAGCAACAACAGCAACAACAACUAGAUCUUGGCAGCAACUCAAUGCAGCAUCCUUCUGGUAUACCAAAUAUGGGAUUGGGAAUCGACCUCGGUGCUGAUCGCAUGACCAGAGGCAUGGGCGGGGUGGACCUGGACGCGAGCAGUGUUGAUCUUAUGAGCCCCCUCGGUCUGACCCGAAGCAACACCUCCGACAUGGCGGCAAUGGGCAUGCCCGGCUUCGACACUGCUUGGAGCCCUAGUAGCGGUGGGACGGGGCCGCGAGAAUACCCAGACCAUAAUACAGGACCUUACUCAAAUUCCCGCGAAGAGACGCAAGGCUUUCCAGACAUGGGAAGCGGUAUAUUAAUGCACGAGCGGAUGGCGACCGGUGCUGGCGGCCCUAUCGGAGGACCUGUUGGUGGAGAAAACUCGGCGCUGAAUCCGCAGCAGCAACAACAACACCAGCAAGGAGACGAUGGCGGUUAUGACGUUCGGAGACCUGGAGACAAGAACGGUGGAUACCCAAACGGCGGCAGGGUCGGUCUGUGGUUAGGGACAUGA